Molecule: messenger RNA, 1818 nt
Organism: Phasianus colchicus (ring-necked pheasant)
Lineage: Eukaryota; Metazoa; Chordata; Aves; Galliformes; Phasianidae
Source: RefSeq, a predicted model, not a curated record
UUGCUUUCUUUGACAGAAGCAACUUUGGAUGCAGUGAUGGAGAAGUUCUCUCUCAUACUUUGAUGCCAGUUGUAGUGCUUUACUUUUUGUUAGGAAGAGUUGGUUGCAAAUCUCUGGUGCAGCAAGAAGAGAUGGGAAGUUUGAUGCAGGCUUGUGAAAUAAUGUGACUGCUGUGUCUAACCUGUGCUAACACUGGAUACACAUUUUUCAUCUCAAACCUGAAUAUAACUGGAUGUCUGCUUGUUACCUUUACUACAAGAAAUCACAGUGCAUUCAGUAAAAGAAGGCAUUUUGGAAGAGGAAGUUGAAAGCUGAGGGGAAAGGAAGACCCAACCUGUAAUAAAGCCUGAUGUUCCUGCUGUGAUGGCUUUGUCGGUAGACUCAGCUUUGUACCGUUGGCAGCGACUCGGAGCCAAAAGUGCCCCCCAGACUGUGUCAGAAUCAACACCUCUGCUGUUUUCUGUCAGAGACAGACUGAAACUCAACUUAAACAAGUGGAGGAUUGUGUUUUCCAACAAUGGGAGACAGCAGAGAGGCUGGGACCAAGCUUCUAGGUUUUAUUCUGGAAACAGGAUACAGACUACAAAAUACACAUGGCUUACUUUUUUGCCCAAAAAUCUUUUUAAGCAGUUUCACAGGCUAGCUAAUCUUUAUUUCCUCUUCCUGGUGGUUCUAAACUGGUUCCCACAAAUGGAAGUCUUCCACAGGGAGAUUACUAUGAUUCCUCUGAUCGUGGUGCUGCUUGCCAGUAUGAUUAAGGAUGCUAUUGAAGACUAUAAAAAAUACCAAUUUGAUAAGAAGAUAAACUCCUCUAAAAGCAGGGUAUAUGAUAAGAAAGACCAUGCCUAUGUUGAGAAGUGCUGGAAAGAUGUCCGAGUGGGAGAUUUUGUGCAGCUGCAGUGUAACGAGACCAUCCCAGCUGAUAUCCUCUUGCUGUACUCCUCUGAUCAGAAUGGGAUCUGCCACUUGGAAACCGCCAACCUUGAUGGAGAGACCAACCUUAAGCAACGACGAGUUGUGAUGGGGUUCUCCAGCCAGAAUACUUCAUUUGAACCAGAAUUUUUCCAAAAUACCAUCAUCUGUGAAAUGCCUAAUAAUGAUCUCAAUAAAUUCAAAGGGUACAUGGAACAGCCAAAUCAUGAACGGAUUGGUUUUAACAUUGAAAGCCUUCUGCUUCGUGGAUGUACAAUCAGAAACACUGAAGUUGCAAUAGGAAUUGUUAUAUAUGCAGGUCAUGAAACCAAGGCCAUGCUGAAUAACAAUGGUCCUCGCUACAAGCGCAGCAAGAUAGAGCGACGGAUGAAUGUGGAUAUUUUCUUGUGUGUGGGACUCCUGUUCACAAUGUGUCUUGUUGGCUCUAUAGGGCAUGGCAUUUGGUCUGGAAGUUUCCCAGAACACCCACCUUAUGAUGUCCCAGAUGAGAAUGGCAAUUUUCUGUCUCCGAUUCUUUCUGGCUUCUACAUGUUCUUGACUAUGAUAAUCUUGUUGCAGGUUUUGAUCCCCAUUUCUCUUUAUGUGUCCAUUGAGUUAGUCAAGUUGGGCCAAGUCUUCUUAAUUCACAAUGACAUUGACCUGUAUGAUGAAGAAGCAGAUUUGCCCAUACAGUGCCGAGCCCUAAAUAUUACUGAAGAUCUUGGGCAAAUCCAGUAUAUUUUCUCAGACAAAACUGGAACACUAACAGAAAACAAAAUGGUAUUCCGACGCUGUACUGUGGAUGGACAUGAGUUUUCGCAUCAGGAAAAUGCCUCCCGAGCCUUCUGGCUGGGUCAGUGGUUUUGUAUCCUUUUUGUGAGGGACUCCCGUUAUGGAGACUCCUGA